This is a messenger RNA of Ctenocephalides felis (cat flea), 665 nucleotides long. RefSeq lists its product as uncharacterized. Bases 7 to 408 code for a protein of 133 amino acids. The record is from RefSeq and is a predicted model, not a curated record. The transcript is spliced from 3 exons. NCBI's taxonomy places the organism in Eukaryota, Metazoa, Arthropoda, Insecta, Siphonaptera, Pulicidae.
UUUGCAAUGGCUAAUGUGAGUUGUGAAUAUCAAGACAAUUUUGAUAUAUCAAUUGCAAAUCGCUCUAACAUCAAAUUCGAAAACAGUUUUAACAAUAUAACAGAUUGCAUGGUUGGAGGUGAUAACAACACUCCCCGCCGCAUACGACGCUCCGAAGCUUUACUUAAACAAGCAGCAGAUUGUGUUUCAAGAGGACAAACGUUUCAGCAUGUCUCUGAUAUGUUUAGUAUACCUAUAUCGACAAUCAGAUUUUUCAUGGCAAGGAAAGGCAUAUUGCCACGAAGAAAGCGAGGUCGCUCAUCAGGUUUUCAAAUGGGCGGUGGCGGUAGUGGCCCGGAUAGUCCUGUCAACUCCUUAUAUCAGUUUGCUAAUUACAAGUUGCCUGCACUGCAACCAAAGCUUAUGUAAAGUAAUAACCUUUUAAGAAAACAUUGCCAUAAGUUAAGGUUGAUCGCUAAUUUUCCUUUAUACUUGGCUUUUUGCAAUCGAUGUUUAAAUGACUGGAUAAUUUAUUCAAAGAAGAGUUUUUCACUACUUCACAUUUUAGAAUCAGUUUAUGGUUACUCAUUUUCUUUUAUUAAAGUGAAGUAUGUUAUUAUUCUUGUUUGAUUGAAUCACUUAGCAAAAUUAUUUAUGAUGAACAUUAACGAAACUUGUAAAUAAGC